Messenger RNA from Myotis myotis, 1110 nucleotides. Its product is annotated as patched domain-containing protein 1-like. Gene Ontology annotation, cellular component: plasma membrane; synapse. The record is from RefSeq and is a predicted model, not a curated record. Gene Ontology annotation, biological process: chemical synaptic transmission; cognition. NCBI's taxonomy places the organism in Eukaryota, Metazoa, Chordata, Mammalia, Chiroptera, Vespertilionidae.
AUGGGGGCAGCACAGAGGCCGCCAGGCUGGGCAGCUCCCAGGGCCAGCGAGGCCACGGGCUGGAGGGCUUAUCUCUGGCCCCAGGGGACCAUCUCAAGGGGCGGCGCGGGACUCCCCGAUGGUGGUGCCGCGGUUCCGGAAGAGCUCCAGGUCUCGCCUUUGCUUUCGCUGUUGCUGGAGCCCACGCCGAGCGUGCGCCUGGCCCUCUUCCCGCGCCUGCUCUGCUCUAGGAAGCUGCAGCGGGUUCUGCACAGCGGCUUGAGGACGUGUUUCUCCAGCUCGGCCACUUCAUUGCUAGUCACCCAAUCUUCCUCGCCGGGAUGCCCGUCCUGCUCUGCGCCAGCUUCAGCUGCUACCAGGUUGAGGAGAGCGUGGAGCACCUGCUGGCGCCCCAGCACAGCCUCGCCAAGAUCAAGUGCAACCUCGUUAACAGCCUUUUUAUGGUCAACAGCUCCAAGCACCGGCUCUACUCGGACUUGCAGACCUCAGGGUGCUAUGGCCGGGUCACCGUCACCUCCUUCCAGAAAGCCAAGAGACCAACAUCACAUAGACCUGAUCUUAAAGUUGCACGCUGCUGUGACAAGACCUGGUUUCAAUUACACGUUUGCCCACAUAUGUGUCCUGAAUAACAAUAAGACUUGCAUUAUGGAUGACAUAGUGCAUGUGCUGGAAAAGCUAAAGAAUGCUCAGGUCACCAAUUGGACCAAUUUUGCUAUCACAUACCUGAUCAUUCACUUACUGGUAAAGGACGGGAGGGCUGUGUACAAUGGGACCAGGCUUGGAGGUGUCACCGUGCACAGCAACGACUGGGUGAAAUCCGCAGAGGCCGUCCAGCUCACCUACUACCUGCAGUCAAUCAACAGUCUCACUGACAUGGUGGCUGAGAGGUCAAAGUCCAGCUUCUGCAACACUGUCCGAUUAUUACAGAAAUCCGACAUCAAAAUCAAAAUAUACCUUUACAUGUCCUCCUCGCUGAGGGAAGACUUCCAGAAGACCAGCUGCAUAUCAGAACAUUACCUGGUCACCAGCCUGAUCCUGGUGGUCAGCAUGGCCAUCCUCUGCUGUUCAAUGCAGAACUGCAUCCGAACAUCACACAAAAGGACAUACUAG